AUGCCUAGUUGUCUAGUUUGUGGAAGAACGAACAAUGCCAAAGCUAAAUCGGCUAAUAUAACUUUUCAUAGAUUUCCGCUUAAAGACACUUACAAGAAUAAAUGGUACAAUUUUUUGGGAGAAAAUGGCAUACUACCUGAUAAAGUAUCAAAGACAAGUUUAGUUUGUUCAGCACAUUUUGACGAUUCAUUUUUUGUAAUGGGAAAGGAUAGAAGACUGUUACUUAAACAUGCUAUUCCAACUAAAAUUAUCAACAGAAUAAAAUGUGCUAAACAACAAUACUCAGAAACUGUAACCAACUUGCCUGUAAUUAAAACUUUUUAUACUAGUUCUGCUAGCGAUUCAGUUGACAAUAUUGCUUCUUUAAAUGUUACCAGAACUUUAGUAAAGUGUCCUUUGAGCAAUAUAGAGGUAGACGGAGUAUCUUUGUUGGAACCAGUUCAAUCAAGUUCUAGUGAAGAAGAAGGAGUACUACCAUUAGACAAUUCUUCUGUAUCAAUGAUGAAUUGUGAAACAAUCACACCCAAUAAAAAUAUCUCGGUAAUAUUAAAAAAUAUAAUACAAUUGUACAUACAUUAA
This is a messenger RNA of Macrosiphum euphorbiae (potato aphid), 579 nucleotides long. Lineage: Eukaryota; Metazoa; Arthropoda; Insecta; Hemiptera; Aphididae. The record is from the annotation of a GenBank genome assembly.